GCGAAACGAUGGUGAAAAUGAUGCGUAGGACUCACGUCAAUCUGGCAACAAAACAGUGCUGCUAUCUAUGUUGUCAACUUUGUUAUGUAGCCUACAAUGGAGAAUACUCGUGAGAUAAAUAUUUACGGUUAAUUAUUAGAGAAUGAAAAUAUCGGAUCCUUACGCGGUGUGGUGUGAGUGCAUUUUAUACAUAAGUGAUGGCCACAAGUGAUUCUGUCGGCGCGCGGCUCUGCUAUUGGACGCUCCGAUAUUUACAGUCGCAAUCCAACCAGUGGCCCGCCAUACAUUUUACAAGUGCAAUAAAGUGAAACGUCAAACGGGAUUGUUAUUCAUUUUCAUACAUAUGCACUAAGAAAACGUAUAUUUCGACAUUUAUUUAUCAUAUCAUGUAUUGUGUGGAGGUUAAACGCGAUCGUAAUGCUUUAUCACCUGUAACGUUUUGCAUUGUUGAGUCCUGAAUUUGACAUUUUUGUUCUGUGCGGGUUUACAGGACGCAAACUGAAGUGCCAUGUAGUGAAUGAUGUGACAUUCUACACAAUGUUGUUGCCGCGUUCUAAGUGUAAAGCAGUAGAAGGAUCGUGAACAUGUAGGUUGUGGACAAUUUAGCGAGAUGUCGUUGAGAGGCACAAAGCGGGCGACUGGGAUGCGCGGUGAUGAAGCCGGCGUAUCCAAGCGCCGCAGGACGGAGCCCGAGGAUGCUCUCUGGCAGCUCCGGCCUGUUAGUGACCUCAAGAUGUCAUCAAUAUAUAACAGGAGUGCCUCUGAGGCACCCGCAGAACUAUUCAGAAAGGACCUUAUCAGCGCCAUGAAACUGCCGGACAAUGAGCCCCUUACACAGUCUUCAUACUGGGUUAUUACCGACACGUGGAAGCAGGACUGGGAGAGAGGAGUACAGGUUCCUGUCAAUCCUGACUCCCUCCCCGCGCCCAAAGUCAAGAUCAUUGACAAUCCACAACCACCAAACUUCCAGGAGUUCAAAUUGCCUAAGGACAAAUAUAUUCACCUCGGUCGAGAUGCUCACUACCAUUCAGACAAACACAUACUGAGUCAAACGCCGGCGCGGGCCGAGGCCGCUUGUAGUUAUGACUUGGAUGCGGCUGACACUGCAUGGCUGAAACUGUUGAACGCAGAGCGCGCAAGGGCAGGCGCGCCGCCCGUCACAGAAGAUCAACUAGAAAAAGUCAUCGAAGAACUAGAGAUACGUAGCUGGGAUAAAAUCCAGGCUAUUGUCAAGUCUGAAGAAGGCCUCGGUAUCGAGUACGAUGAAAAUGUCAUCUGUGAUGUUUGCCGAUCUCCCGAUUCGGAAGAUGGCAAUGAGAUGGUAUUUUGCGACUCAUGCAACAUUUGCGUGCACCAGGCCUGCUACGGCAUCACCGUUAUUCCAGACGGUCAAUGGCUUUGUAGGCCGUGCGGAGACGGUGUCAGGCCUAGCUGCGUGCUGUGUCCCAACCUUGGCGGUGCCAUGAAAUGCACGCCAUCGGGUCACAAAUGGGCACACGUGAGCUGUGUGCUAUGGAUACCCGAGGUCUCCAUCGGUUGCGCGGAGAUUAUGGAACCUAUUACUAAGAUAUCUUCCAUUCCAGCCUCCCGCUGGUCUCUAGUUUGUGUUUUGUGUCGUAAUCGCAAAGGAGCUUGUAUUCAGUGUUCCGUAAAGACUUGUAAAACGGCAUACCAUGUUACUUGCGCAUUCAAACAUGGUUUAGAAAUGCGAGCUAUUAUUGAGGACGAAAACGCGGAUGAUGGUGUAAAAUUACGUUCCUAUUGCCAAAAGCAUAGUGUUAAUAAUUCAAAGAAAGAAAAGUGCCCAGGUUCAGGUCAGGAGGAGGAGGAUGAGAUAAAACGAAAGCGUAGGAAAGAUAUGACGUCAGAGGAAAAGACGCAAGCUCGAGCCGCUCGCUUGCAUGAGAUUGAGAGGGAGUUCGAUAAGCACGUUAGUGUUAAGGAUAUCAGUACACAUCUCCUGGACGUCGAUCAAGACGCCAUCAACUACAUUUACAACUAUUGGAAACUGAAAAGACGAGCAGGGCAUAAUCGUCCCUUGCUACCACCGAAAUCAGACGACACCGAGGUGCUAGCGCACCGACAAGAACAAGCCGACAUUGACAAGUUGAAGAUGUUCGUGCAGCUCAGACAAGACCUGGAGAGGGUCCGUAAUCUAUGCUACAUGGUGAGCAGAAGGGAAAAGCUCUCUCGCUCAUUCUUUCGAUUGAGAGAGCAAACGUUUCACAAACAAGUGGCUGUGUUGUCAGAGGCCGGCGAUAUUCCUGAACAGGAUUUAUCUGCAAUCAUUGAGGCUAAUCACGGACCUUCAAUUUAUGACAAAUUAUAUUCUCAUGAUAACGCUAAGGAUCAUAAGAAUGAUUUCGAUCAAGUAAUUGCCCGAAUCGCACCGGCGGCGGAAUCUGGUGACGAGAAGAAGAAGGAUCGUAAUGGACUAGUAAAAGGUUCGAAGUCUUCGAAUCCGUACAAGAAACAUUACGUAAACGGGUCUCGACGCAGUGGCAGUAUGUACAGCGGGAUGUCGAGUGAGGAGAGUGGGACAGAACUGGCGCGACCUGGUAGGUUCCGAGGCAAAACUAUCGGGUCUAGCACAGAUGAUGAAGGCAAAAGAGCUGGAGCAUCGCCAAAGAAAAAGGUAUCUCCUAAAAUUAAAGGUAAAAGAUCUCCUAAGAAAACUGAAAGGAAGAAGAAGAAGGUUCCGCAGUCUAAAGCUCUUAUUGAGAGCAGCAGUGAUGAAUCUAUAAAUUCCAGACUAAAGAAGGAUCGAUCUCGCAGCAAGACGUUGCAACAAAUGGAAAAAGAAAUGACUGCUGGAAAGAUGGGUCAGUCCGGCACAGAUAGCGAUGAUCUCAUGCCGAUUAGACCGACCAUGAGGAACAAUAAGUUCCCCAUCGACAUAUACUCCGAUAGUAGUGAAGACAACAAACCCGAUCUUACGACAGAAAAAGAAAAAGUUAAAACCGAGAAAAUUAGAUCUGAUAAAGACAAAUCGGAUAAACUUAAAGUUGAGAAGUCACCUAGUGGAAAUGAUUCACAGCAAUCCCUGCCGAGAACGAAAGCGGCUAUGAAAGAAUUCAUACCUACUCAACCUGAAAAGAAACCUACUAAGCAAGAAGCUCCAGAAGAAAAUAAACCGGUGCAGAAAAAGAGGGGCAGGAAACCUUCGAACAAAGACAAAAAGGUGCCGCCUACCAAAUUAGAAUCCGACGAUGAAGCUAAAAAUAAAGAAAAUAUUAAAUUCUCUAAACAAAAAGAUCAUCCAACGGAUCUUAUUGUUCCUCAAAGACAAGCAGCAAAGAAAGCGUCAGAAAAUAUGCGAACGUCAACCACAGUGGUGAAGAAAGAUGAAUCGGUUCCUGAACAACGAGACCAAAAGCAAUCAAGCGGUGACGAUUUGAAACCGAAACCUCUAGUUAAACCUUCGAAGAAUAAAGGAAAAGAAAUUAAGGAUUCGCAGUCUUCUUCGAAAGUUAGUAGAAAGAAGUCUAAGGAGGUUGAGAAGGAACCAAUUUCUUACGUGCCGCAAAGACAAGCCGCUAAGAAGGCAGCUGCUCACAUUAAGAGCGGUUUGGGUACCAAAGUGCCUCCCACAGAGAACGAUACUGACAAAAAGAAAGAUGACAAACCGGAAAUCAAGUCACCUAAAAAAGAAAAAGAUGAGACUAAAAGUUCCAAACCUACUCAGAAGGAGAGUUCUAGUUCUUCAUCCAAUUCAAGCAGCAGCAGUUAUUCGUCCUCAUCUAGUUCCGAAGACGAACCAGAGAAACCCAGUAUUAAACCGACGGCCAAAGCGCGCGAGAUUAAACCGGCCAAUAUGACACGGCAGCCGUCAAUGUUCUCGCCACCCAGCACUAGACCUACAGUGGACUUGCCCUUUCUCGACAGGGUGUCAAGACCGCUGUCUUCGACUAGUGCCUCGAGUGAUUCUGACAGCUCUAAGGCGUCAGACGGGUCCCGAUCUGGAAGCCCAUAUCCUAAGAGACCAAGACGAAGGCGUAAAGUCAAAAGUGUGUCGAAUGAUGCGUCCCCACGCAAGGCGCCGCCAGAUAAGAAGCUUAAAACUUCCGAACGGCGGUCCGAGUGUAGGGUACCAUCACCGACUCCUGAAGGAGAGGAACCUAGCCGACCCAGUGAUGCGCGCGCUGCCACACGUGCUCGGACCAGAAGCACUACUUCAGGCGGAAAUAUGCCUAAUAAGUCUGAUGCCCGAUCUAGAAAACCAUCCAAAGACGACGCCCUUGCCGCUGGAGCCAAUAAAACUCCCAAAGAGAGCAGCCAGUCCAGUGAACUUCCAGCUGAGGAACGGAAAGAGGACGAGGCGGUGAAGGUACAGGUUAAAGAAGAUAACAAGGAGGAUAUAAAGGAGGACCAUACUGCUGAUGUUCCUAAAAAUUACGUUAAGAGUAAGACUAACAAACUCAAACGACGUAGCGAAUCUAAUGAUGAUAAAGAUAAAGUCAAUAAGACUAUUGAAGUUGAAGUUCCACCACUGCAUAAAGUGAGCCCGAAAAAGAGUAGCGAGCCUAAACAAAAGUCGUCGAUAAGCAGACGAAUGAGUGUCAAAGAAACUGCCUCAAAAGAUCGGGUACCAACUAAUGAUGUUCGAGAACCAGCUAAAAAGGAUCGUAGGCUCAGUGUGGCUCAUAGCAUUGUUGGGUUAGAGCGCCGAACCUCAGUGUCGCCUAAAAAGAAGACAAGUCAAUCCAAAAUAGAAAUAGAGAUACCGCCUAUUGAGACGAUUGAUAGUAAAAAUCCUCUACACCUUAAUACUGACUAUGACAAUGACGAUAAACAUUGGCUACCUAAAGCUCCGAGUCCGAAUGCCAUUCCACCACAGGUAGAAAAGCCCGGAGGAAAUGAGAAGUACAUUGAUGAUAAAUCUAUGGAUUCUGAUUUCGCGGAUAAGAGUAGCGUCAAAAUGAUAGCUAAAAUUCAAGCUAAUCUUAAUGAAAAUACUAUGAUCAAGUCACCUAAGACCCCGAUGGACGCGAGAACAAUAAGUAUUGAACACAUCGACACAGUUGAAAGCGUCGCACGGAACAUGAGAAAACAUUCAGCAGAAAAGAAGUUCAUCACGCAGGAUACCAGCCACGUGCAAGGCGUUGAGAUAUCUAAGAGCGCUAAGAUACCUUCCACCGCGAACCCCUAUCCGAACAGGUCGAUGUUCUCUCCGCAAUCAAAGGACAGUGAAUUCUUAGAUUUUGGUAUGAUGGCGGUCGAUGAUGGAUUUAACCACGACGAUAUCAUCAAACCGUUUGCAACUUAUCCUGAAUUCUUUUUCAAAGAAGAUUCCAAGCAAGGAGUGCAGGAAACUCUUAACUUGGUAGAUCGUCUUAGAUUUAGACUGAGCACGAAGAAAGUGCCACCUGAGAAUCCCGACCAAGAGGAGCCUAUAGUGGUGACCGAUGAAAAUGAGCAUAAAGACAACGACGUCGCUUGCAAUCUAGUGAAGGCUGAUGACGAGAAAAAUAGUUCACCUUCUAAGAAACUCAUUGCUGAAAGACCAGUGGAACCAUCACCACCCAAAGAAUUGAUACAUCACAAUGUUAACCAUGUCUCCGCACGAAUAUCUUCGUCUAUUGAAAGAGAUUUACCUUCUGGAGAUACUGCUAUGGAUGCUAAAGAAUUCCAACCGAUCGCCAUGACAAGCAACGAGAAAUGGUCCAGCGUGCCAGUAUCUGUAUCACAAUUAGACUCACAAGACAGCCAGUCUGCCAAUGAUCGCAAAUAUGACAAUUCCAACUCAUACGAUGACCCCAAGGAACCUGUCAACAUGCAGUCUGAUGUACAGUCUGUGACAGAAGAGACAGCUGACAAUAUGUCACUAUCCAAACAAAGCGAUGAUUCGCAACCUUUGUCUGUCGUUGACCAUUCGGUGCAUAGCAACGACGUGGAGCUACCGCACGAUAACCAGAACUAUGACAAUAACGAAAUGAUACACUCCGACUGCGCCACUAUAUCAUCGCCGCAGUACGUGAACCAAGACAAAUGGCGUGGAAGCAAGAUAACUACGAGACGAUCGUCGGCCUCUAGCACUAACUCAGAAGCUUCAGUACACUCUCAUAAAAACGCCUUGAAAUCACGUUUGACCGUAAGUGAUCUACGUACAGGUAAUGUAAUACCUGACAUAGAUACGUAUCCACCUAUCCCAGCGUACUCGCGGCCCGUCGAGCCUUCAAUGCCACUAAAUCAGUACACGACGUAUCCUCCUGAAGCGUCGCCUUUCCUGAGUUCUCUGCCUCUGUUUGCUGGCACAUCUGCGCUGCCCCUGCCGUCCCCGGGGCCCCUCUACAGUGCCAUCCCAUACACGGCCACUCCCCCGCUACCUCUCAAACCUGCCUUCUACAGUGCUGCCUUUACAUCUUCCUCACAGAAUAUUGCACUCACUACAGCUAUGAUUGCUCCACCGACACCAAAGCCGUUGGACUCACCGCGAGACGACAUCGAUGUGACUGGUAGUGAUAAGUUUAUACAUGUUGUGUCCAGUCCGAGCAUCAGCGUUGAUUCUUAUGAUACUAAUAGCACCAGAACUGGAACUAAGAUGUCAAAUGACAAUAGCAACGAAACCAUGGCAACUCUCAUUCCACCGGAAUCCAGAUCUCCACCAAAAUUAAGCAAAGUGACUAAGUUUCCGAGCAAGUCACCGGGAAAAAGCCCUGGUAUAUCGCCUAAACAGAGUGAUGUACCGAAAGGUACCAAGCGUCCCAGCAAUCGUAGCAACAGAAGUCAAAGAGGUCGUGGCCGCUCGAAGAGUCGGGGCCAAGGGUUCCCCGUUGACUACAUGGGCAACUCUAUUCAAAGCAAACUGGUUGGCACAGUUUACGACUUCGAUGAAGAAAUCGCGAACGAUGGUGUCGAUCUAAAAGCGCUUCGCGAUAAACGAAAAUCCAUUGAUCUUCGAGACGAUAGAAAAUCGGAACAUUCAUAUAAGGACACAUCACAAUCACCGCGUGUCCUAACUCCUCCGCCAAGUAGAAAACCUCUGACGUCUGAUAGUAAAGAUAGUAAACUGCCUCAUUCUCCUGAGCCUGUAGAUGCCAACUCGUCUCCCACGUGCUCUGAGCGCGGGGCAGGGUUUUCACAAGUCGCGCCGGUCUUACCCGGUCCUGUUGAUAUGCGCACGUAUCAACCUUUUGAAAAUCCUGCGCCUGCGACAGAAAACGCGUACCACUUGUUGGCAUUUGCCAGCGGCACUGCCGAACAGCAAUUGCCUGAAAUUGACGAAGAGGUCGAAAAACAAUUGCAUUCCGAAUUAAUGGCAAGUAAUCCCCAGACCGGUUCGCCGAGUCACCAACCGCCUGAACCUACAGUUCUUCCUAAAGAAACUUUUGUUCCACAGCUACCGAAGGUCUCAUUAUCGGACUCAAGAAAUCAAUUGAAGGUCAAAAUCAAGGGUCCGUUUCUGGACGCCAAUUAUUCAGCGAGCUCUUCGCAGCCGGUGGCGCCACCGCCGCCCGCACCCAUCAAUGAUCCCAGCACCAGCAUGAACAGCACACCCAACGCUGCAGCCGUAGCGGCGGCGUCCAAUAUCAUGUCUGGGUCCACUAACCUACGACGCAUGCGCAAGAAGGAGUUGCUGCGUCAGUACUGGACCCAAGACAUGAACAUGGACGACCAGUCCCAUAACAUGUCCGUCGGCCCAGUACCAGCACCCGCUAUUCAACCACAAAUAAACCGAACAGUCAUUACGAUACCUAAAGCAGUCGCGUCUAUGACAAGUAUUCCCACUCGAGAGGACUAUAAGAAUAGCGACAGUCCUGUUGAAAAGAAAACUAAACGUAAGACUACAAGCGGUCUUUCGAGGGAAUUGCGUCAUCUGGAAGUGAGUAUGAAUGAUGAUAUUGAUCCAUCAGACGAUGUCAAACUAUCCACAAUAGCCGGCUCGUCGGGUCCAGCUGCACACAAGCGUCGCGCGCGCGCGUCCGCUAGCAAACCUAGCCGACCGGUACCCCCUGCUGAACCAGUUGCGCCAAAACUCAAGAUUAAGAUUGGCUCCAACACUGUGCAACAGGUGCCAGCUUCAAACACUGUGACCAACGAGGAACCAGGGGGCUCGAAUAUCUAUCGCCCUCCCAAGAAACGACACUUGGCUCACAAACCUAGCCUGGAAGACCUUCGGCGCGAAAGUAUGAAGUAUCGCAAAAUGGUGAUGGCUGAUUUCGAAGAAGAUGAAAAGACUGCUAAAACGAAGCCUAAAAGUGACAAGAGUGAGAAACGUAAAAGGAAAAAGGACAAAAAAGUUGAAAAACUGCAAGUGGUGAACAGUGAAAGUGAUAGUGCGAAGUUGGUGAUAAAAAUAAAGCGUGCCAAGGAGGAGGAGGCCAGCGGGGCCGGGCAGGCGUCGAGUGCGGCGGCGGCCGAGGGCGCGGCGCCCGAGCCCGCCAUCGACCCGUUCGAGUACGACCCGUCGGCGCCCGACCCGCUCGCCAUCGACCCACCAUCCUACUCCGAGGCCACGUCUGCCAUGCGCAAGGUGCGCACGGACAAAGUGACGCCGAUCCGGUUAAAACUGGCGCGCAGCUCCGAGGGCUCCGGCUACGUGAUGAAGGAGCCGGUGGAAGGCGCGGACUCGCGGCCCGCGCUGCCUGUGAACAACAAUAAACACUGUGAAGUGAGGUGAUAUAAGCCGCGCGCUGCCGGCAGUGUGAAGCGUACUAAGGACAAACAUAAGGACAACAAAAAACGUAAGACCGUACAUUUUAAGAUUAAGAGUAAAAAACGUGGAAGAAAGGCUAAAAAUAAAAGGAAGUAAGGGCAAGGACUAAAUGAACUAUAUUACAAUAGAACAAGUAUAAAAUCUCCUGUAUAGUUAAACUAAAUACUGAUAUUGUCUGUAUAUUUUUACAACAGUUUUAUCUCUAUCAUGGUGUAGUUUAUUAUUACAUAUUAUUAUAUUAUUUAUUUGUAUAAACGGAAAGCUCAAUGAUUAACUUAAAGUUAUUCUAAGGUAUAUAAUAUUGUGCAUCAUGCUGUGCACAAGUAAAUCUUAUUAUAGUAUAGCAUAUAUAUUUUUGUUAAUGUUACUGUUUUACUUUGUGCCUCAUAUGGAAUCUCAUUAAUUUUCAUGAAUUAAUUGUGUAAUUUUUGAAAAUAAGUUAUGUAUUUAAUUAUGAACAUUUCACAAUCAUCACAUACAUUCAUUAGCGUAUCCAUAGCAUUUACACAGUACAGCAAACAAUGUAGACCCAUAUUUCAAUAUUUUGGUUCUAGUGCAGUGAGCUUCAUUGCACUGCUAUAUUUGAGGGUCGACACAGUUGGAGUGGCGGUCAGGUUGUAGUUACAUCGUAGAGACACUGCAGUCAUAACUUCUGUGUCACUAUAUCGACCAAUACUUACAAUAGUUCUUCAAACACUACUUCACAGUAAAACGACCCUCAAGCCACUCAAUGGUUGUUAAACAAAGUCAUUGGUAGACACAAUGGUGGCCAAAAUGACACGAAACUAAUCAAAUCAUGGUUCACAUUUAACCAAAGAUUGACUACAAAUGUUACUGCACGCAAAUAUGGGCAUUAAUUCUGAUAAUUUAUAAAUUUCUCAUGAUUCUUCUAACACUUUAAUGAACUCAAACUACAAUAUACACACUUGCAUACAUUGAUCUCUGUUCUGCUAAUUUUAUGAGUUGUCACAAACCUUAGGCAGUAUAAAGUACAAGUAAAAUAUGAAAUAAAAAUAAGCUGAGUGUAAAAUGAGCAGAAUGUGGGACAUUGUAACUAAAUGAGAGCUGUGUGCCAUUAAAAUAAUAACUGUGUAACGUUUUUUGCCAUCUGAUGUUAGCACUGUUCUUACUCACGUAGGAUAAUAUUGUACACGAGUCUAAGAUAAGCUAAUGAAAUCGAAUGUUAUAUUUUACUGAGGGUUGCCCGUCACCACGACCACGCACUCACCGUAGUACAACAGUUUGCCGCAGUAUUCAGACACCAUCUAUAAACCUAUUUAACUAGUGUACUGUCUUCACCUUCAUCAUUCAAAGUCAAUUACUAAGAUUUCACUUUAGUAAAACAGGUUUGUACAUAGUAUACGAAUAAAAUUGUUAGUUUUUGUUAAAAGAAAUGUUUAUGAACACAUCGCGUAGACAAUAGUUUGUAGCUGUUGCUCUUUUCUAGCGCUUUCUGGGUGUUAAUUGUUGUUGGUAAGGAAAGGUGCAAUAGAAAAGGCAACAUGUAUCAAGGCGCCGUUCUCCUCACAUAGUAUAAUGCAGUGUAAAUACUCCGCAGUUCCAAGUUUGCCUGGUCGAGUGCACGGGCCACCUUCCCACAAUAUUACCUGUUAUCCAUAUUCAUGUUGACAACUAUUCAUAAAUAUAUUUAAGGUAUGAUUUUGAACUGAAACGAACUGAUUGGAAUAUUUAUUUGAGUAAUACAUAUUUAACAUACGCUCUAUAAUGCUGGUCAUAUCUAUGGUCGUCGUCAAUGCUGAAAUGUCUAUUUUUGUACGUUACUACUUGGGACCUAUUUACAGACAAAAUCGCUUUCACAAAAAGUAAUAAAGUCAUGAUAAGUGCUUGAAAUAAUAAAAUAUGAUUAGUAAUGGCGCCAUGGAGUCGUUACACAGCGUAUGAUAAAUGUGUACGUGAUUAAUUGUGACGUGAACACAAUAAUUAUGAUUUUGUUUGUUUGUGCAAUAUUCGGCAAUACUCAUCGUAUAGUCAAAGAUUGAUUGACCGUAGAUAUGGAGUGUUAGUUUUAAGUGCAUGUCCGUUAUUCAUAAGUAUCACAGUUUCGUUCCCAUUGUAAAUACAUAAUAUAUAAUAAACGUUCUAAGGCCUUGCCCAGACAUGCGAUUGAAUCGACCGAAACAAUUUAUUUGAAGUUGGAUGUGUUCAGUUUACGCAGGAGCUAGUGUUGAAUGUAUAUAGUGAAGAUUUUACGAUACAGUUUGUUUUGUUAUGGAUUGUUUUCAUUGAUUUCAACUACGUCUGAUUCUCAAUUCUUGUCUAUUGUUUGUUUGCAGUACUAACCACAGGAAUAUCCGGAUAUUUCUAUUGAAAUUGACCAUCUCGCGUAUAUGGUAUAUCUAGACAAGGCCUUGGCAGGAGAUGAGUAAUUAGGGCCGCCCCACAUAGUACUACGACGGCGCGUGUGUAAAGCGACAGUUAGGCCACAAGGCCGCGGCCUAUCAAUGAGCUUAGUAUAAAUUUAAAUUAAUAAUAUCAAAUUUUCGUAAUAAUAAAUUAUGUAAGCUUAGUACCAAUCUGAAAUUAGUCGCAACAAUGUACCGGACUACAUGAUAACUGGAAAACAAAUUAGAACUGUUUCGAGACUCGUUCGCGACAUAUUUAUGUUUAGUGCUGGAGAGAAAUUGAUUCUCAUUUGGGAACGUUAUCACAUGACCGAAUUAGGUUGUAGGCUGUGCUUAGUUUCGCUUUAUUAUUUAUUAAAAAAAAAGAAAUCAAUUGGAAGCCGUCUCUAAAACGAUCAUCCUUCAAAUCAUGUGCACUAGUUUAUUAUGCUUAUUGUUUUUUAUACUUUUAUAUUUUUAGUAUGAGUCUAAAAUGUUUAUUUAUUACGAUGGCAGAUAAUAACACGUAAUUUAAUGAAGAUACUAACACUUUCAGUGGUUGCAUUUAACUAUAAUAGUAACAAACGAAUGGUGCCUGUAUUAUAGUAAACGGACGAAUGAUUAAACCAAUCGGAACAUUGAAAUACAAUGGUUAAAUAAUCAUCAUUAUUUUUCUAAUCAAUCAUCCAAUCUUCCAUAAGUGACGAAUUUUGUAGUAAAGAAAUCGAUAGAAUUAUGUAUAAUGUAAUAAAUACCAACCAGAACAAACCCGCAAAUGACUAAAUUAAACCAAAAAUCUUUUCGCGCUUUCUAUUCUAAAGUCUUUGGAUUCUGAUUCUAAUAAUCACAAUAUUUAGCUAACCUAUUUGUAAAUAUGCUGUUUUGUAUUAGUUAAAACGUUGAACGCUCUCCGGGAGCCUAGUUGACAUGAGAUUUAAUUUAAUACGUGAGUAAAUGUAAAUAAUAAUUACCUACCUUAAUUGUAGCUUACGUACGUUCCAGAAUGGAAGAUUUUAAUCGGUAAUAAGCAAAUAUAAAAGUAAUAUUGCUUAGUUAUUUGUGUCUAUGUAAUCAAUAACUUUAUCCAUAAUAUAAACAAAGUUACCAUACUAUUAAACUAUUUAUAUUUGUAAAUAAUCAGGUUGCAACUAUUUUCGUGGUCAGCAAUUAUUUUCUUUAACGUAAUCGAAUGCAAUCAAUAUAUAAAAAGUAAGGUAACAUAAUUUAUUUUGAUAUACUGAUAUUUUUUCACGCAGUCUCCAUUGUUAAAUGUAUGUAUAUAGCAGUCAUGGUAAUUGAUAUUAUAAUAGUAAGGCGACCAUACAUAGUAACGUUACAGUAGAGAAUAUUCGUCCUGCGGGCCCGUGGGUCCUAGGACUCCUAGGGCCAUCAAAUGUUCGACAACCCCCCGUUAUAUUAUGUACAUAGCUGUCAAUACAAUGUAUAUAAGCAUACUUCCUGCAAUCUCUAAAGGCUACCUGACUUGCUUCCAGUUUCCAUUAACUUCUCUUCGCGAAACAUUUUCGAGAAUAAUUUGUAUACCUGUGUUGCACAAACACAGUUUUUAAAACUAUUCUAGGAGUUUCUUCCAUAUUGAUUAGUCUUCAUAGAACCGUAGCUCCUUAGACACAAUACAUUAAAACGAAGCUUGUAAAUUACGACACGAAUGAAUUUACUCUUUUAAGGAACGUUAAUUGAAUUAAUUUUAAUCAGUAGUUUCUGUAUUUCUACAAGAAAAUAAUACAUAAACAUGACACGUUUUGAGAUGAAUUUGAAACAAGAAUAUUAUAUAUAAAUUGAAUCAGAGAAACGUCGUUUUAUUCAUUUUUAUUUUAACUGCAGCAAUCUGGGUGUCUUUGUGUCUACCAAAACCUUCUUUUCAUUUCAAUGGGCAAACUCCGGAUUAAUCAGGGUGGAGUUCUCGUGUUGGUCAAGGCACUUUUAAGUCUCAAUAUUUAUAUACCCAUGUAGGUUUAGGUAUCUUGUAUAAUAACUAUAAACUUUGGAAUCGUAUUUAUUGGUAGACUAGAAGAAUAACGUUAGAGUAACGCCCGCGCCCGCAGCGCCUACGUAUUUUAAAUUAAUCAAUAUCUCGCGGAGUCGCUUGGGCAGACACAACAUUCAUAUACCAGACCUUCUUAUAUUGAUAACUUUUAUAUUUAUAUAUUCGAAUUAUUUAAUAUCACAACUUCCGAAGUAUUUAGUGUUCCUGUACAUUACGGAUUUUGCCCCCCUUUCCCCACUUUGUUUGAAGCGACCCCUAAAACAGUACGGUACAAUCACAUUGUCUAUUUUCUAAAACAAUUAGUCUAAAACCCCGUGUAGAGCUUAAUAGAUCCAUUUUAGUAUUUUCGACGGAUUUUUAACUGCUUUACAUAAUAGACAAUGUGUGUGCUAACGAAACAAAAUUUGCAAUAAUAUAUCACAAAAUAAAUAACAAUAAUGAAAUCUAACGACAGCAAUAAUAGCUGAUACGUCGGCACCAUUCUUAUGAAUAGCUAGGUUUAAUUAUAUAAUCAGAUAUAAUAUGAGCAUACGAACAACCAAUCAUGUUGAAACAAAUCAUGUGAUCGAUUUCUUUUGAAUUGUCAUAGAGGAUGGUGGACAGUACCCGUGUACUGCCACCUCAGUAUGAAUCGAGCGCUGGCACCUAUUACGCCUGGAUUCGCCCAUCAAAACUCCACAUGACAUUCUCUCUUCGCAAAAUCACGUUUCCAUUCGUCUUCCUCAUAGUAUCGCUUUUUAACAGCGCUGAGCGCUUAUUCUACAUUUCUAUUACAUAGCGAAAGAGUGCAUACGCAAAAAUAUAAAGACGGGACAGAGAUGCAAAUAUACCUGACAGCCGAGAAUUGGGCAUUAUAUUAUCCUCUUUUCCUAAUCUUUUAUCUUUUUGUUAUACAUUCUCAAGUUUUGCACCCUUUGUUUAUCUCUUUAGGCGUCCACUUGCACGUACUAACUCGUACGCACAAAUGUUAAUACGAGUACCAACAUCACAUUUUUAAUAUUUUGUGUCGAUCAUUACCUUGUUACUGUGAUUUGUUUUAAUUUAUAUAAUAAAUCGAUUAGAAUUUUUAGAUAUAAUUUUUGUAUUUUGAGAUUCCGACUGCAGGGAAUAAAAAACACAUGAUAAUGUACAUAUAUUUUAUGUUUAAAUUUCCUCUGUUGAUAAAUAUUUUUUUAAUAUAAGUAAUUGUAUGUAAUUUUUAAAUAAUUUGUCGAUAUGAAUAACAAUGAAUAACGAAUGUAUUUUUUUCUUAUUUUAGAAAAGUUAUUAUUGGUACGCUGUAAGCGCAUUUUGUAAUGAGUAUUUUUUAGUUUAUCGAGUAAAUAGUGAAGUUGUAUGGAAUUGUAAUUUGCAAUGUAUAAUUGUAUAUUGUAAUGUGGUAAGGAUGCGUGUUAUUGAGAUGUUUAUGUAUUACUUACAUGUAUGAUAUGUACGUGACGCGCGAUGUAGUGAACAUAGAGCGGGUCGCUGCCACCCUCUGAUAGGAUGUUACUGCAACAGUUGCAGCGAGUAGCGCAGUGCGUAGGUAGGCAAGUUGGACGGCCGGCGUCUGUCUGGUCUGCACGGGCGAGACCAUUGUGUUAGCCAUGGCUGAGCGUCGCGCACCAGUCAUUAGCUUAUAGAGAAAAUUCGAUACAUAUAUUAACUAUAUUAUUUAUAUUGUAGACUAUAUAAUCAGUUAAGUAUUAGAUAUAAGAGAUUACAUUUAAUUCUUAUACCAUUAUCCGUAUAAGUAUUAUGAUCAACAAUUUUUCCAUUGUUUUAAAUUAAUGUUGUUAGUAUAAAUAAUGUAAGAGUAAGAUUAAACUUGUACAAACUACUUAUGUACAGCGUGUAAAUUAAGAUGAUGCUAAUACGGCGGCUACGCCUGGCCGAGAGAGGAAUAGAUGUAUCGUGGGUUUUGUAAAUAGUGUACAAGUAUAGUUAUUGUAAUAUAACAAGUGUUUUCAAUGUGCACAUAGUCGCCUCAUUCAUUAAUAAAUUUUUUAGAUCAAUUAA
Molecule: messenger RNA, 15001 nt
Organism: Spodoptera frugiperda (fall armyworm)
Lineage: Eukaryota; Metazoa; Arthropoda; Insecta; Lepidoptera; Noctuidae
Gene: rno
Product: PHD finger protein rhinoceros
Exons: 6
Coding region: 611-8620 (2669 amino acids)
Biological process (GO): regulation of transcription by RNA polymerase II
Source: RefSeq, a predicted model, not a curated record